Molecule: messenger RNA, 2001 nt
Organism: Desarmillaria tabescens
Lineage: Eukaryota; Fungi; Basidiomycota; Agaricomycetes; Agaricales; Physalacriaceae
Exons: 10
Coding region: 1-2001 (666 amino acids)
Source: RefSeq, a predicted model, not a curated record
AUGCCCAACCGACAUGGGACGCCUAGCGGUCCUUGGCCUUUUAUUGACAUUGAAGAUGCACUCUCUACAGAAGUCGCUCCACGACGACAGACUCACGAGUCAGAUGCUGAAUAUCCCUUUAAUAAUGAGGCCGAUAACUGGCGACGGUAUCCUCACAGUCUCUUUCCCAACUGGACAAAGAGUCAGCAGAAAAAGAGCGGUAUACACGAUAUUAUAGAACCACGAUGGAGAAACCAAGGCAGGCACUUACGAUCUACACCCCGGUCGUCUGCUUGUAUGGUAUACAGGUUGAAUAUUCUGAAGGAGGGCCGGUUCCAUGCCAAGACGAGUCGGGAACCUGGGUGGGUUGUUCGCGGCGAUACGGACAGCAUAAAUCAGUUCUGGGAUGCACUGACGAACCCUGCGCCUCCAGACACCCGUACUCAAACAUUCUUCGUUGAUACCUUGAACGGGCCGGUGCUGCAGAUGCUCGGAACAAGGUUCACUAUUGAUCCCUUCUUCUUCUCUUCUUCCCUUGGUUGGAUACCUUGCCGGUAUCAGGAACAAUUUCUUCCAGGACGGGGCGACCAUAUCACUUUAACGUUGAUGUUUGUCCUGACCCGGCCUAACCGCGUCCACACAUCUGCACCUACGCCUGCUCCCUCUAGUUAUCCUCCUAGCACGAACACGAUACCCCAAAACGGAGACACUUCCUAUGACUUUUCUAUACCCUCUAAUUUUUUCAACGAGCAAACUAUCAUUGAUACCGACCAGCCUUUGCUUUUACAAAGUACUAAUACACUCCUGGAUCAUGACUUGAUUGGUAUACAUGCUGUUCGCCGCUCCAUCGACCAUCCGAGUCCUAGUACUGUUAUAACGUAUUUACCUCCCCCUACUCAGCACGGAACCACAACCGCAGAUAGCCUACAUGCAAGAAUCAUGGCAACAGGUCGCUCUGUUUAUUGGACAGAAUUAUAUCGCGUCUCUGCGGAUGCUACCUUGCUCGUCCUUGCACAGUUAUGGUAUGCCCUUUACGCGUGGGACGAAGUUCUGGAAGCCCUUACGACGGAGGUCGUCUGGCUCGAAGCCCACACGCUUUCGACGCUUCGCAUAUACGAAGCGCCAAAGCCUAGUCCAUCUGUUGCCACUACGGAUCCUAUCCCUGCCUCCUCCAACGAUGCGCCCCAGGCCCCCCCACCACCCGAGCAUAAUAUGGAUGCCCAUGAACGUACGCACGCGUAUAUACACCAACUACACGUCUUGCGCGCGCAUUUGUUGCACUACCAGGAGCUGCUCGAGGAUUUCAGGAAAACGGUAGCAUUUCUGGUGGAUACCCCCCAUCCAGGUAUUCCUGCAGAUUUGCCUUCCCAAGUGGUUGUUCAGAAGGAAUGCAAUACUCUUCUCAUGGAUAUCAAGCGCCUUGAGGCCACUAGAGCUAUGUUGGAUGAACGUCUAGGCAAUGCUAUGAAUUUAGCGUUUAGUAGCGUGGCAAUCGAAGAUAGCAAAAGGAGGCAGCGGCUGAGUGAGGCAGCAUUGCGCGAUAGUGCUGCUAUGAAGCAAAUCGCGUAUAUCACUAUGAUCUAUCUUCCUGCGUCAUUAUGUGCGGCAUUUUUAGGGAUGAACACGCAUGAAAUCACUGGGGACCCAAAAAUGCCCGGCAGUAUCCCCAUAUACUUCGCUGUCGCGCUCCCACUGACCACCCUCACAGUGUGGGUGAUGAUGCUUCUUUACCGCAGUGAAAGACGGCAAAGAGAGAUCGAGAUACAGGAGGGCGGCGUGGUAGCGCCUGUGCGAGCAGCUCUAACGAAACUGCUCUAUCCGAUACGAGUGUUCAUCCGUGCACUGUCGUUUACUCCCCAGAAGAAACGACCAAAAGACGAGGCUGUGAUUAUGAGCACACGAUCCAGUGUGAGGACGACUAGCCGUCGGCCCACUGUAGUGAGAAGUGCGAGGUCAAGCGUGAGGUCGGCUCGUAGACUACCUCAGGAUGAUGAUGACGAAGCCCAGCCCGAAGUCACGUAG